Messenger RNA from Leptopilina boulardi, 1364 nucleotides. RefSeq lists its product as uncharacterized. The record is from RefSeq and is a predicted model, not a curated record. NCBI's taxonomy places the organism in Eukaryota, Metazoa, Arthropoda, Insecta, Hymenoptera, Figitidae. Bases 143 to 1132 code for a protein of 329 amino acids. The transcript is spliced from 4 exons.
UAUAAUUUCUUUACUUUGCUUUUGUAAUUUUUCCAAGUUGACAGUAUUCAAUCUAAAACAGUUUCUUGUGUAAAAACUGCAAAAAAAUAAAAUCAAUUUUCAAAAAAUAAAAUUCUAAUUUAUUAAUCAAAAGAAAAAAAAAAUGAUAAACAAUUACAAAUUGCUGAUAAUUUCUUUAACUUUUUGGAUUAAAUUGAAAAUAAUUAAAUCCGAAUGGGUUGAACUACCACAAUUUUCAAAUAAUGAAAAAGUUUAUAGAACAUCGUUUCAAUUUUUUCAUUCACCGCGCAAUGAAAGUGAAAUUAAAAUCAAUACACGUCCUGUGAUUCAAUCUAAUUAUCAAAAAAUUGAUAAAUUUCAUAAACAAUCUGUGAUUGAAAAAACAAUUUAUCGUAAAGGAUUGGAAAAUUUUGUUAUUGUGAAUGAUACUUGUACAACGACAGUUUUACCUAUUAAAUUGACGACUGAAUCAAUUAGAAAAUUUGAUAAUGUUACAGUGGAGAAAAGUGAAGAAAAGAAAAAUUUACAAAAAAUACAAAAUUCAGAAGACGAAGUACCUGGGGAACAAUUAAAUGGAAAUGAUAAAUUAGAAAAAUUAUAUCCAACAUGUUCGACCGAGGCAGCAAAAAAGGAUUCAAAUUUUUGUAAUACAUCGCAAAAUUAUUCUUCAAAUGAAACGAAAAAUGAAGCUGAUAAACGCUUUUUAUAUUAUUUGCCAAUUAAAUUUUUUAAAAAAGUCCAUUUAAUUUUGAAAGCACAGCCACAUACUCUUAAGGGAAAAAUUAAAUUUCUACGAAAUUUUGAAAAAAUUCUUUUAUCUGAAGUUGAAAAUCGAUUAGCUGCAACAAUUGUACCAUACAAGGAUGUAAAAAGAAAUAAACGUCAAAAAAGAUACGAACAUCAACACGAUGAUGAUUCUUUGGGUUUUCCUUCAUUGGAAGGUGCAUUAAUGGCAAUUUCAUUUCUCACAUUUGCCGUUUAUCUCGUUCGAUUAAUAAUGUUGCUGUUUCACAAUUUUUCUUCAACAAGCGGAACUUCAACACUUUUUCUCGGUAGAAGAAAAAGAUCAAUGAACGAUUUAAAUGAUGACGAAGAAAGAAUUUUAAAUUAUUUAUAUACAAAUAAUUUUUAAAUUUUGAAUAAUCAAUUUUUUUUUUGCUAAAAUUGCACUUUACGAAAAAUUAACAUUUUUCACAAAAAAUUACAUAUUUAGCAGUCAUAUAAUUUAUUAAAUGAACAGUGAAAUUAAAGAUAAUAAAAUCUAAGUGUUAAAUUUUAUCUAAAUAAAAUUAAAGAGUUUGAGAAAACUGUUUUUUGAAACAAAAUAAAUUUCAUCGAAUGAUAAAUUAAAAAAAAAAAUAGAA